Messenger RNA from Caenorhabditis elegans, 1007 nucleotides. RefSeq names its product BTB domain-containing protein (gene bath-1). Lineage: Eukaryota; Metazoa; Nematoda; Chromadorea; Rhabditida; Rhabditidae. The coding region runs from base 15 to 923 and encodes 302 amino acids. The transcript is spliced from 5 exons. The record is from RefSeq and is marked reviewed.
AAAAACUCUCCAGAAUGGUCAAAAAGGAGUUUCAUCUCACUCACACGUUCAAAAAUGUAUCCAAAUUGGAAGAUGGAAAAACUCUUUAUGGUCCCGAAGAAGAACAUUUCAAUAUUCCAUGGCAAUUGUCAUUCUGUCGCAAAGAAGAAUUUGUUGGUGUCUUCCUCCGUUGUCUGAGACCAACCGAUGGCAUCGUACCCUGGGAAAUCAACGCUGAUUGCAUCUUGAAACUAACUUCCUCGGCGGGAAAAUGCCUGUCACACAGUUCUACCUACAUUUUUCAAAGUAUAGGCGGAUUUGGCCGACGUAAGUUCGUCAGUUGGGAUACCCUAGUGAAGGAUCACCUGGUUAAUGACAGUAUCAUCAUGGAAGCAACUGUCAUGAUCACCAAAAUGACAGGGAUCUCGAAGAAAAAGCUGAGAAGCUUCGAGAAAUCUGAGGAACAAUUUUCCGAUGUGGUUCUUGCAGUUGAAGACAAAAAGUUCUUCGUUCUCAGAAAAUUCCUCGCUUCCCACUCUUCAUAUUUCAAGUCUCUUCUUCUCGGAACAUUCGCGGAAGCUGAUAAAUCGGAGAUCAAACAUGAAGCCAUCAAUUCCAUCGAUUUUCAGAAUUUUCUGGAGGUUCUGUAUGGUGAACCGGUUAUCGAUGAUGAUGACGUGGAAGGAAUUCUUCACUUGGCCCACAUGUACGAUGUACCUGUUGCAAUUCGAAAAUGCGAAGAGUUUCUGAUCGAAAAAUCUGAAAAAUCGAUGAGGGAUCAACUUGAAAUCGCCAAGAAAUAUCAGCUGGACAAUUUGAAAAAGUCUUGUCUCUCCAAAGUGAAUACAGUCGAGGAGAUCAAAGCGGCAUUGAUGUGCGAUUUGGCCGACAUGGAUCCGACUGUGGUGGCGGCUCUUUUCCGUAAAUCGUUGGCUCUUCUUUGAUAUUUUUGAUCGAGUUCUAUUUAUACUCCCGCAUUUUUAAAAAAAUAAUUUUUUGUUGAAAUUACGAAUAAAGUUCCGCUUUUU